This is a messenger RNA of Vespula pensylvanica (western yellowjacket), 6117 nucleotides long. It is a transcript of the gene PlexA, whose product is annotated as plexin-A4. The transcript is spliced from 11 exons. Gene Ontology annotation, biological process: regulation of cell migration; motor neuron axon guidance; regulation of GTPase activity. The record is from RefSeq and is a predicted model, not a curated record. Gene Ontology annotation, cellular component: semaphorin receptor complex. Lineage: Eukaryota; Metazoa; Arthropoda; Insecta; Hymenoptera; Vespidae. Bases 115 to 5940 code for a protein of 1941 amino acids. Gene Ontology annotation, molecular function: protein binding; semaphorin receptor activity.
UGGUGGUGGUGGUGGUGGUGGCGGCGGUGGUGGCGAUCGUGGUGGAGAAGAAGGAGAAGAAAUAAGGCUCGCGAAGGAUCGCGGUAGCCAGGAUAUAAUAGAUAGUAGAAUAGAAUGCUAGUCUUCCCGGGCGGCGGUGUCGAUGUCGGCGUCGUCGUCGCCGUCGCGACGGCGACUUCAUCGAGGACGAUGGAAUCGUUGGUAUCAGUGUCGGGUAAACAGAUACGUUUGUUUUUGACGAUUUUGAUGAUCUUGGUACCGCGAUUGCCGUCCGCGGGUUCAACGCCGGCCGAUAUAGUGCAGAGGUUUCAUGACAGCGAAGUCGAGCGUAUGAAUCAUUUAGUGGUUGACAAAAACACCGGUAGGGUUUACGUUGGUGCAGUUAAUCGUUUGUAUCAACUAUCGCCGGACUUAAAUCCGGUUGUUAAGGUUGUGACAGGACCGCAAGGUGACUCGACGGUCUGCUCGAUGAUCGACUGUCCCCAGGAGACUCAAAAGAAACCGGUGGACAACGUGAACAAGGCACUGGUGAUAGAUUAUACGACGACGCGUUUAAUAUCAUGCGGGAUAUUGUUUCAAGGAAUGUGUACCGUACGUAAUCUUCACAAUAUUUCGGACGUUGUACAGGAGGUACGCGAGGCAGUAGUCGCGAACAAUCCAACGGCCUCUACGGUUGCUUUCAUAGCCCCUGGACCGCCAAAUCCACCGGUAUCGCAGGUCAUGUACGUCGGGGUUACUUUCACCGGUAAUUCACCUUAUAGAUCGGAAGUACCUGCCGUUAGUUCGAGGUCAUUGGACAAGGACAAGAUGUUGAACAUAGCCGAAGCUGCGGUCACGACCGGCACAAGGAUGUACGUUAAUUCGCUCUCGCGCGAACGUUAUCCGAUAAAUUACAUCUACGGAUUCAGCAGUGGCGGCUUCAGUUAUUUUCUGACUACCCAAAUGAAAAACACCGAUACCGCGAUCUACAUAUCGAAGCUCGUUCGCGUUUGCCACGACGACGAGCAUUAUUAUUCUUAUUCGGAGAUACCGAUCAACUGUACCAGCGACGUUAAGAUCUAUAAUCUGGUACAGGCCGCUUACGUCGGUAAAGCUGGUUCCGUUUUGGCCGGCGAUCUUGGUAUAACAGCGCAGGACGAUGUCCUAUUCGCCGUUUUCGCUGAGGGCAACGUAACGAGCAGCGACGUACCUAAACCCGUCUCGGCUCUCUGCGUUUAUUCUCUCAAAGCCAUAAGGAGGAAGUUCAUGACCAAUAUACAGAAGUGUUUCACCGGCGAGGGACAACGCGGCUUGGAGUUUAUCUCGCCGAGUCACAAGUGCAUAUCAACGAAAUUACAAACUAUCGGCGAGGAUUUUUGCGGUUUGGACGUGAACACUCCUCUCGGUGGCGAAGAUCCAAUCGCUGCAUUUCCGGUUUUAACUUUCGACACUCUCCUCACGGCAGUAGCUGCUACGUCCACUGGUGAUUACACCGUCGUCUUCCUUGGAACUAACAAGGGCCAUCUUAAAAAGGUGGUGGUGGAAAGUUCGAGUUUAGCCCUUGAGUAUGGCGACCUAGCGAUCGACCCUGAUUCACCCGUGAACCCGGACUUGCUCUUCGACUCGCAACUGAUGCACCUGUACGUACUCACGAGGCAGACAGUCUCGAAGGUCAAAGUGCAAGAGUGUUCGGUUUACAAGACUUGCUGGGAUUGCUUGGGUGCUAAGGAUCCUUACUGCGGUUGGUGUUCCUUGGAAAAUAAGUGCAAUUUACGAAGCGACUGUCAAGACGCCGCUAAGGAUCCACUUUAUUGGAUACCUUACAAAAGUGGUAGAUGUACUACAAUAACAUCGGUAACACCGGAUCAACUUCAACGUACUACAGCAAGAACUUUGGAAUUGGUUAUCGAUAAUCUUCCAACAUUGUCGGGACAAUUUCUUUGUGCAUUCUCAGCAUUGGAUAAGACACUGAUAACUAAUGCAUCGAGAAAACCGUAUGGAGUUAAUUGCACAACACCAAGAACCGAUCUUUUACCAUCCAUACCACCUGGCAAACAUCAUUUUACCGCAAAACUCUCAGUCCGUAUGACCAACGGGCCAGAUCUCGUUGCAACCGAUUUCACCUUUUUCGAUUGCAACACGUACAGCUCUUGCACCCAAUGCGUAUCCUCGGAUUUCCCUUGCGACUGGUGCGUGGACGGACACAGAUGUACACACGAUACGGCUGAAAAUUGUCGUAACGAUAUACUCGUCACUGGUGUCAACCGAAUGGGUCCGAGUUAUAGAAGUGGACCAGGCUUUUGUCCGACUAUCAAUUCUACGGAUUCGCAAGAGAUCCUUGUGUCUUCUGGUAUUAAGAAAGCAAUACGAGUGAAAGUGCAUAUCAUAGGGCAAUUCAUCAUACAAACACGAUUCGUCUGUCAGUUCAAUAUCGAGGGUCGUGUGACCAGUGUAAACGCGAGACUUUUGGCUGACACAAUCUACUGCGAUGAGACAGAAUUUUCUUACACGUCUCGUGCACCGAAUAUCACUGUACCAUUCGCAGUAAUCUGGGGUGGCUCGAAACCUUUGGAUAAUCCGGACAAUAUCCACUUGGUGAUAUACAGAUGUCGUGAUAUGGCGGACAACUGUGGUAUGUGUUUAGCUCUGGCACAGAAAUAUGGCUGCGGAUGGUGUCAGAGUUCGGAUAAAUGCGAGGUCAAGGAUCAGUGCGAUCGUGGUUCAGGUCCGUGGCUGGAUAGAAAUCAAACUUGUCCAAAUCCAGAGAUACAUAAGUUCGAACCACAAAUGGGACCAUGGGAGGGUAACACCAAUAUCACGAUAAGUGGUAUAAAUCUUGGCAAAACGUUCAAGGACAUCUACGGUGGAGUGACGGUAGCAGGAAUAGUAUGUCAACCGUAUUUCGAACUAUACAUUCGUACGAAACAGAUAGUUUGUCGCGUCGAUGGUCCGGGUGACUUAAAAGAUAGACGUGGUCCUGUGAUCGUCAAGAUCGAAAAUUUCCAUGGUCAAUCGGAGACCGACUACGAGUUCGUAGAUCCAAAAAUAAUUUCUAUAUCACCUAAAUAUGGGCCAUUGAGCGGUGGAACGGUAAUCAAAAUAACUGGACAAUAUAUGAACGCUGGUAGCAAGAUUCGUGCUUACAUCGACAAGCUUCCUUGUUCGAUAAUAAGCGCGGAACCUAACGAAGCCCUUUGCGUGACCAGUGCCAGCGACAGGAAGAGAAGCGGCACGUUGAACAUGACCUUUGACGGUGGUCAUCGUCUUUACGAUGGUUUCUUCGAGUACGUAGAUGAUCCAACGAUCAAAAGCGUGGAGAGCGGUGUGGCAGGUCAGGUAAAGAUACCCAAGGGUAUACCAGCCGGUGGUAUAAAGAUCUCGGUAACUGGAAAAAAUCUGGGGUACAUUCAGAGCCCGCAAAUGUACGUCUAUUACGACGAGAAGAUGUUCGUGUCGGAAUGCAAGGUGAUCAGUCAGGAAAGUAUGAUAUGCAAGUCACCUACGAUCGAAGUCCCUGAAAACGUGAUGCUCGAUGCUGAGAAACCUCACCCGUUGGAAUACGGUUUUCGAAUGGAUAACGUAACCGGCGUACAGAAUCUCACACUGCACGGUUUCAAUGCAUUCCUACUCUAUCCAAAUCCGAUUUACGAUGUCUUCGAUGAGGAGGUGAAGUACUACAAGAGUGAUUACCUGACGAUCAACGGUCAACAUCUGGAUCGAGCUUGUCAAGAGUCCGACGUGGUCGUACAAAUUGGUAAUGCCUUCUGCAACGUAACCUCCUUGUCAAGGCAACAAUUGACCUGUCGGCCACCAUUGACCCAACCACCGGCACUAGAUUCCGAAGGACUUCCUAACAAGCAAGAAUUGCCAGAGGUGAUAGUGAUCGUAGGCGGUACGCUUCGUUAUACAAUUGGAAAGCUCAGUUACGCUUUACCAGCUGGCUUGAAUGGUCCGUUAUCGAAGCCAGCGCUUAUCGGUGUAAUAGCCGCUAUUGUUAUAUUAGUAUUCGUCUUCAUCGCAUUCCUUAUAGCUUAUAGACGAAAAUCAACGGAAAGUAACAGAGUAUUGAAGAACAUGCAAGAACAAAUGGACAUCUUAGAAUUACGCGUAGCUGCCGAAUGCAAAGAGGCUUUCGCCGAAUUACAAACGGAGAUGACCGAUCUUACCGGUGAUUUAACGAGCGGUGGUAUACCGUUCCUCGAUUAUCGCACUUAUGCGAUGAUGAUACUCUUCCCAAGUGACGACAAUAGUCCGGUACUUCAAUGGGACAGACCUGAGUUGGCACGCAAAGAGAAAGGUUUGCGUUUGUUUGGUCAAUUGAUCAUGAACAAAACCUUUCUCUUACUUUUCGUUAGAACAUUGGAAAGUAAUCGUUACUUCUCGAUGAGGGACCGAGUCAACGUGGCCAGUCUCAUCAUGGUUACUCUUCAAAGCAAGAUGGAAUAUUGCACGGAUAUUCUAAAAACACUUUUAGCCGAUCUAAUCGAGAAGUGUACGGAAGGAAAGAGUCAUCCGAAAUUGUUUUUGAGAAGAACGGAAAGCGUCGCAGAGAAAAUGUUGUCAGCUUGGUUCACCUUCCUACUGUACAAAUUUAUGCGCGAGUGUGCUGGCGAGCCAUUGUACGUACUCUUCAGAGCAGUAAAACAGCAGGUCGACAAAGGUCCGGUUGAUGCGAUCACGUCCGAGGCACGUUACUCCUUGUCCGAAGAGAAAUUGAUCAGACAGUCUAUCGACUUUAAACCGAUGACCGUUUACGUCUCCAUAUCGCAACAAACUGCUUACGUCGGUGGAAUCGAUCCAAAUACGGAGAACGUACCUGUUAAGGUUCUCGACUGCGACACGAUAUCUCAAGUUAAGGAGAAGGCAUUGGAUACCAUUUACAGAGCUACGCCUUACAGCCAAAGACCCAGGAAGGAUGAUUUAGAUCUUGAAUGGCGAACCGGAGCAUCUGGUAGAUUGAUCCUUUAUGACGAGGACACAACAACAAAGACGGAAGGAGAAUGGAAAAAACGAAAUACUUUGAAUCAUUACAGGGUACCGGACUCAGCCUCGCUAAAUUUAGUAUCUAAGCAAUCCUCCAUCUACAAUCUAUCGAUCUUAUCUGAAAAAACAGACAAAUCUCACAAAUACGAGACAUUGAAUCUGAGUAAAUUCAGUUCGGCCAGUCCGCCAUUGUCACGUGCGACAUCGCCAUUGAAUCAAAAUCACGACGGCGGUAUGAAAUGUUGGCAUCUUGUUAAACAUCACGAUACGGAUGCUAGGAAAGAGGGUGAUCGUGGUAACAAAAUGGUCUCUGAAAUCUAUCUAACGAGGUUACUCGCUACCAAGGGUACACUUCAAAAAUUCGUCGACGAUUUAUUCGAGACAAUAUUUAGCACUGCCCAUCGAGGUUCGGCGCUUCCUCUUGCUAUUAAAUAUAUGUUCGACUUUAUGGACGACCAAGCGCUACAACAUGGCAUAUCCGACCCCGAAGUGGUCCAUACAUGGAAAAGUAAUUCGUUGCCCCUAAGGUUUUGGGUUAAUCUUAUUAAAAAUCCAAAUUUCAUCUUCGACAUACACAAGUCGAAUAUCGUCGACUCGUGUCUAUCCGUCGUGGCACAGACGUUCAUGGAUAGUUGUUCCACGUCGGAUCAUAGAUUAGGUAAGGACUCACCGAGUUCGAAGUUGCUUUAUGCGAAAGACAUUCCAGUGUACAAAGAAUGGGUAGAACGUUACUACUCGGAUAUCAAAGUCAUGCCAGCCAUAUCCGAUCAAGACAUGAACGCUAUGCUUGCCGAAGAAUCGAGGUUACAUACAACGGAAUUCAACACGAAUUGUGCCCUAUACGAACUUUACACAUACGCGGGUAAAUACAACGAACAGCUGAUAGUUACUUUGGAGGAGGACGAAUUUUCGCAGAAGCAAAGAUUAGCGUACAAACUCGAGCAGGUCCAUAACAUAAUGGCGGCGGACAACCCCUGAUGUACCAUGAACUCGAUGAAGCAUACGUCGAAGCCCGCUCGUCAGGAGUUACCUUGCUGAACGCGCACGAAAUGAUUAGCCGAGUGUUUCUCCUAAGAGAACAAGAAAGAAAUAAAGGAAGAAAGGAAGAAGAGAAGAAAAGAAGUAGAGAAAAAACGAAAGAGAAAUAAAAUAAAG